AGCUCCUUCAUUCACGACAGCCUUAACUUCUCCAACUUACACCUCCAUGCCCGACCCUGAUACCCAUUUGCCAACGCACGCACUGGAGUGGUGGGAUACACGUGAAGGUCGCACGAUUGAAGACAUCCAAAUGGCAGAGGAGACUUUUAGGAUUUUAGAAC
This is a messenger RNA of Amoebophrya sp. A25, 161 nucleotides long. The record is from the annotation of a GenBank genome assembly. Lineage: Eukaryota; Dinophyceae; Syndiniales; Amoebophryaceae.